Cricetulus griseus (Chinese hamster) is the source of this 1062-nucleotide messenger RNA. NCBI's taxonomy places the organism in Eukaryota, Metazoa, Chordata, Mammalia, Rodentia, Cricetidae. The record is from RefSeq and is a predicted model, not a curated record.
AUGAUGAAGCUUACAUACUCCUACAUUUCUGGGUAUCAUAUAUGCUUAAUUUUCUUGCAAGUGAUAGCAUCAACUUCUGAGAAUCUGAUGGUGACUGCUCCCAUUGAACACUUGGUGGCUAGAGUGGGAGUCCAGGCUGAGCUCAGCUGCCAGGUGACCCCACCACGCAGUGUGGAGUAUAUGGAGGUGCGCUGGUUCAGGAGUGGCCAUUCCAAACCUGUUUACCUAUACAAAGGUAGCCAUGGAGCAAAUGGAGAAGCUGCACCUGAAUAUGUAAAUCGUAUAGAGUUUGUGAAAGAGGCCAUUGGGAAGGGAAAAGUGGCCCUGAGAAUUCAUAAUAUCAGCAUUUCUGAUGAUGGGCUUUACCAAUGUCUAUUUAAUGACAGUGCCUUCAGUUAUGUGGCCAGCACAAACCUUAGUGUGGCAGCAUUUGGAUUGAAGACGCAAAUCCAUGUUCAGAGUCCUGGUUUUGGAGGAAUCAUUGUAGAGUGCUUUACAGCAGGGUGGUUCCCACGUCCCCAAAUGGAGUGGAGAGACAGCAAAGGGGAAGUAGUUCCAUAUGAUUCAAUAUCACACUCACAGGAUGGAGAGAGAUUUUUCCACAUGAAGACGACUCUUCUCCUUAGAAACCAGUCUCAGGAAAGUAUCACAUGCUGUGUCCUUAACCCUCUAACAGGUGAAGAGAAGCAAACAAAUCUCAUCCUAGCAAGUAAUGAGAUAUAUAACAAAGACCAGCAAUUACAACUGCACAGUUACCAGCCUGCUUCUCUGACAGUAGCCUGUCUGCUCAGGCUGCAGCCUGAAUGUGCACCCAUAUGCGACCCAUAUUUCCAUAAAUUAGACAUAAUAGUAAUUGUCUUGCAAUUCCUGUGUUUCAUGAUCUUCUCUGUAAUAAUCCUUCAUAACUAUGUGCAAUUACGGAACAAAGUUUCUAUUUCAGAUCCCCUAUUUUCCUUAUAUAAUAGCUGGAUGGCAGAUAUGACACUGGUGGUAGUUUUUCUGGUGGUAAUUUUCACUGUUACAACCAUCAAGUUAUCAUGGACAUACAUAAGAAGUAAGUAA